GUAUCUUUAGUCGAAUUAGCAGCAGAUGUGAAACUGAGGAAUGAAACCAUAAUAGAAAUACAAAAAUAUUGCUCAUCACAAUUGAAUUCGUUUUGGGAGUGUCUCAAUGCAACGUUCAAAGAUAUGGCAAGAGGCGACUCAUGGCCAGGAAGGUUAUGUUGUCCGAUACCUUACAGCGAAAGCUGUAGAAGAGCCUGCAUCACCGCAACAUCCCAUUUUGAUCUUCCCAGGGGAUGCAGACAAAGUGACGAAAUCGCAUUUUUCAGUUGCCUUGAAAGACAACAAGCCGGGGCAGAAUGUUGUAACAGCGCCAGAAAUGAAAAUUGUAAACAAUCAUGUGUCGAGAUUUUCCGUAGCGAGUUGUCACCUAAUAAAUUCCAGAGACAAAAGUUGAUUGAUCAUUGUGAGCAUGACAGCCCGAAAGUUACCGAAUGUAUAAAAGAUAUGGUCAAGUAUACUCCUGUAAAAACUACCCAAAAACAUCUCAUGUGCUGUGAUAAAUCAAAUAAUAUUAAAUGUAGGGAAGCUUGCAAGAGAGUUUUGUCAACAAGGAAUACGAUGGAAGAAAUAAUGGAUGGCCUUCAAUUGGGAGGUUGUGGAUUUCCUAUGCCUCAAGAAUACUUUUGGCAAUGUUUUCUGAAGCCUGACGCGAGUUCUGUUUCCAAUUCUGUAGAAGUUUCGAGGAUAGAAAGAGUCGGAAUGGACAGCGCUAAAUGGCACUGUUGCCAAAGAGCUAAUUCAAGCCAGUGUUCCAGACUUUGUUCUAAAACUUUCACCAAAUUUUGGGCAACUUCUUGGGAAGAUUUUCACUAUAAGUGUCUUACUCAAGUGACGGAAGAAAGUCUGCGUUCCUGUAUAGAUGAAGUGGAUGAACCUUGUGAGUUGGGUUGUGACGGCCUCAGCUUUUGUACAAACUUCAACAACAGACCGACAGAACUAUUUCGAUCGUGUACAUCGCAGGCGGAUGAAGAGGCAAGAAAUAAUGUAGCAAAAUGGCAGAAUCAAAAUAACAUUACACUUACUCCCGGACUAACUCUUCCCCUGAAAAGCAUGUCCAAAUGCUCACCGAACAUCUGGAAAACCGUAGCUUGCACGCUCCAGAUCAAACCGUGUUCCAGGGCAUCUCACGCUAACCAGAUCUGUCGGAACGUCUGCCUCGAUAUUCUUUCGCAGUGCGUGGACUGGACCAGAGUUUCCCCAGAGUACUCCGCCGAAUCGAUUUGCGAAACUUUAUCGCCUGAAGAUCCCGAUGAUUCUUGCGUGGAGCUGGACCACUAUCUGACUCCUUCCUCGUACGAGUUUUCGAGGAUAACCGGACAGGUGUUUAGUCCUUGCAAGGGAAAUCCAUGCGAGGCGAACGAAAUUUGUUUGCUGAACCGCAAUUGUAUGCACGGGAUGAAUUGCAAGCCGUAUUUAUGUCAACCUGGUUGUAAGCUGGGUGAAGUUUCCCAGUACAUGGUCCCGGAUAAAACCCUAGUCAGAAUACCAAUUCCCAACAAUCCAAAGGGUUGCCUGAAGAUCUGCAAAUGCAACAAAAACAACAUAGAGGAAUGCCAGCCGUUGCUCUGCGUCACGCUGACUUCUUGCCUACUUGGGAACACUCACCAAUUGCAUGGAACCAUUUUCAACAUGGAUUGCAACCAAUGCAGCUGCUAUGCGGGGGAAAUAAUUUGCAGCAAGAAACAAUGCGAAAGCACCGCUUUGAGCGGCAGGAAUACUGCUUAUACAACACUUCCUUGUAACUGUCCUCCUCAUUAUGUGCCUAUUUGCGGAAGAAAUGGAGUGACUUAUCCUUCUGCAUGUUUAGCCAAAUGUGCGGAUUUGAACGACGCUGACAUUGAACACUAUCCAUGCCAAAAUCCUUGCAAACCCGAUACAUGCCCCGUCGGCCAGAAAUGUGUUCCCAAUUCUCAAGUUUGUCUGAGUCUGAUGCACAAGCCAUGCAAACAAUACGAAUGUAUUAAUGGUUCCUCAGACUGCUCCCUUUUACCAAAAGACCCAGUAUGCGACAUCGAAAAUCGUGAAUACGAGAACUCUUGUCUCUUGUCCCACCAUAAUGCCAAACUGGCGUACAGGGGCCCUUGCCUUACCAGAUGCAGACAUAAAGGUCAAGUGUGCGGAUUCAAUGGUAAAACAUACAUGUCGGAAUGUGCUGCAUUUGCAGAUAUGGUUGCAGUAGACUACGAAGGACCCUGCGUAGCAAUUGGACUCAUAACUACCAUCAAGUCGAAGCAGUGUUCUGGUGUUAAGUGUCCCAAACUCCACAACAAAACUUGUAUGGGAAUAACCCCACCAGGAGCAUGCUGUCCUAUCUGUGGCGGAGCCCUUCGAUUACUCUACUCAAGAAAGCAAAUAGACAGAGCGCUAUAUGCCCUGCAAAACCGAAGUACAAAAUCUCUAAAUCUCUACGCCCUAUUGAAAGCUUUGGAAAGGCAAAUUCAACUUGCACAAUGUACCCUAAAAGGCUAUUUAACCGUUGAAUUGGAUAUUUUUGUGGCUGUACAAAGUACUGAACGGUAUCCAUCUGAAUUACAACUUGAAGCGUGCCUAAGGGAAGCAGAAAAAAUUGCAAGUUUAGUGAACAUGCAAAGUCCCAGGGUCGCAAGCGAGCUGAGCCUCAGUUCUUUGACUGCUGCGAGUAUCGUCCACACUGAUCGUAAUGGGAGUGUCAGAAGCCACGUUAAUUUGAAGUGGUUAUUUUCGACAGUUUUGGUUACCAUAUUGGUGGAAAAACUGAUUUUCUGUAUAUGAAAAUAUCAGUUCAAUAAUUAUAUUACCUCGCUGCCAAAAAAUAUAAAUAUCGGUGAUAAAUCUGAAUGUUUGACAUUUUGUUUCUGUUGAAUGAAACAGUCUAUUUACCUACUUAAAGGUUGAGAACUGGUAUUUUGGAAAGUGCAUUCGGUUUCUCCAUCAAAUUAUAACCGAAACAAUUUUUUUGUUUAAGUGUAGUAUAGGAAAAAUGGACAUCAGAAUAAUAAGAAAAGAUGAGAACUGAUCUUUUUCACAUUGUGGAUAAUGUAUGUCGGUAGUUUGGCGAUUUUCACUGUUUCCAAUUUUCCUAUAUUAUGAACUGGCCAGUUUUAAGCAAAAUUACUCCGAAAAUAUUCAACUAGGUUAGGUAAAAUUUUGAAAAUAUCUGUGAUAUACUGAGGAUUGGAGAAUUAUAGACAUUAAACUUAUAUCUAAUUACAUUAGACUGUGUGACUGUACAUAUUAUGGAAAAAAUAUUUUCAAUUGUUUGUAAAUAUUUCAUCUACCUACAUGUAAUUCUGGUGCCUUACUAAUUCGUAAAAGUUUUCUGUUUUGUAAAAUAUCGAUUAUUUUGCUGUAGCAGUGUAAAUACUAUUUUAUUGUUGACUCAUGUGUUUUAUGUUACCAAAGAAAAGUAACUUAUUUAUAAGUCGUAUUUUAUAAUGUUAAGUAAUGCUGUUGUUCAUAUAUAGAUUUUUUAUAAAACUAUCUUUUUUGAAGUUUGUACAUAUAUAUUAUCUGAAAAAUCAAGAAAUUUUGAAAUCGGGUAUGAUAAGAUGUUCGAAAAUAUUCAUAUUGAUAAUUUUAAACAGUAUUUCAUUUAAUCAAUUUCUUUAUAUUAUUGAAAAAGGCAAGAAUCUUAAUGUUCAUUAUCAGAAAAAAAAAUUCUAUAUUUGAAGAGUCCAUAUUUUGCUCAAGAUAAUCUCAUAUUAUAUAUCAUGUACUGAACUCUGUUCAACAAUUAUAUACUCAAUAAAA
This is a messenger RNA of Leptinotarsa decemlineata (Colorado potato beetle), 3729 nucleotides long. RefSeq names its product Reversion-inducing-cysteine-rich protein with kazal motifs (gene Reck). Gene Ontology annotation, cellular component: plasma membrane. Gene Ontology annotation, molecular function: protein binding; metalloendopeptidase inhibitor activity. Gene Ontology annotation, biological process: extracellular matrix organization. The record is from RefSeq and is a predicted model, not a curated record. NCBI's taxonomy places the organism in Eukaryota, Metazoa, Arthropoda, Insecta, Coleoptera, Chrysomelidae.